AUGAAACUCUUCGCUGCGUCCGCUCUGCUGCUCGCCUCUGCCCCCGUCGCCCUAGGGCAGGAUUUCACGUUGCUCAACGAACUCUUCCAAGCUCUGAACAGCUCGGGCCACACCCAGCUCGUGAGCGCCGCCCAAAAGUUGAACGGCACUGGCUCUGGCCAGUCCAUCCUUGCUCAGCUCUCGGACCGCUCGCCCUCCGUCCUGUUCGCGCCCACCGACAGCGCAUGUACGUCUCCUCGCUUCCUCGUAUCGUCUGAUGUCGACGUUCUUGCGGACGUCAUCGCGUACCACAUCGUUUCUGGCAACUUCACCGGCGUCUCGACAACUUACCCCAACACCACCGUCGGAUUCACCCUCCUGAGUGACCCCAAGGUAGUCCAGCUCGAGGCGUCAGGUCUACACCAGGUUGUUGCUUGGGCGACACGCUCGGAUGGGAAGAUCCAUGUCUUAAACCAAGUCAACGAUACCACCGUCACGAACACGACCACCUUCGGCAACAUCACGAUCAACAGCAUCGACCACGUGUUGAACUUCCCCCAGCCCCUCUCCACGACCGUCGUCACCGACAACACCUCCCUGACGAUCAUCUCGACCGUGCUCCACAACGUCAGCUUCCCCUUCUUCAACGCGAGCACGAACCAAACGGCGUCGACGCCGCUGUUCAACAUCCUCGAGAGCGGCCUGCACGGCUUCACGUUCUUCGCCCCGAACAACACCGCCAUCACGCAGGCCCUCUCCUCGCUGACGAGCCUCGAGUCGGACCAGACUGCGGUCGAGGCUCUCUUCCAGAACCACAUCAUCAACGGGACGACCGUGUACUCGCCGCUGCUCGCGGGCUCGAACGCGAACCGCACGUCCGCCGCGGGUGAGCCGCUCAGCUUCGUCCUGAACGCGACCGGGCACUACGUCACGUCGGGCAACGUCACCGCGCAGAUCAUUCAGCCGGACGUCCUCCUCCCCAACGGCGUCAUCCACGUCAUCGACCGCGUGCUGGUCAACACCGAGUCCAACGCGGCCGCCGCGAGCUCUGCUGCAUCGUCGGCGAGCUCCGCGGCCACUCACACGAGCUCUGCGACUGCUCCCGUCGGGUUCUCGGCAACGGCCACGUCCUCGGGCAGUGCGUCUUCAGGCUCGCACACGGGCAACGCUGCGCGCGGGACGCACGCGGGCCAGGACUCGCAGCAUCUCCUCAAGGUCGCGCUUGUGUUUGGGGGCGUCGUCGCGGGUCUCGCGAUGGCGUGA
Molecule: messenger RNA, 1242 nt
Organism: Dichomitus squalens LYAD-421 SS1
Lineage: Eukaryota; Fungi; Basidiomycota; Agaricomycetes; Polyporales; Polyporaceae
Product: FAS1 domain-containing protein
Exons: 5
Coding region: 1-1242 (413 amino acids)
Biological process (GO): macroautophagy
Cellular component (GO): fungal-type vacuole membrane
Source: RefSeq, a predicted model, not a curated record